AUGUCCUUGAAGGGCAGGGUAACUGUUGUCACAGGGGGAGCACGAGGCAUUGGGUUGGCGUUGGCGAGAGGUGCUGCGGAGCUGGGCAGUGAUAUCGCUGUCCUCGAUGUUCUCGAGAAGCCAUCCGAGGCCUUUGGGGAUUUCGAAAAGGAGCUCGGAGUCCGGGCUCGUUACUAUCGGGCAAGCGUCACUGAUCCUGAAGGCUUGACCCGCGGGUUUGAGGCUAUAGUGAAGGAUUUUGGUCAGAUAGACAAUUGCGUGACAGCCGCGGGGAUAGUCCACGACAAACCCUUCCUGGAUACAACUUGGGAGGAGGGGGCGCGCAUACUCGAGGUCAAUGUCAUGGGCACAAUGCUGAGUGCUCAAUUGGCCGCCAAACAAAUGCGAGCUCAAAACACCGGAGGUAGCAUCGUCAUGAUCGCUUCGGUCUCGGCCGGAACGGCAUUGCAAAUGCAAAGAUUGAAUAUAUAUGCUGCGUCCAAGGGUGCGGUAAAAUCCCUGUGCGGGCAGCUGGCCGUGGAACUGGCACCUCUCGGGAUUCGCGUGAAUACGGUUUCUCCUGGAUUCAUUGCGACCGAGAUGACGAAGGGUCUUGCCGUCACAAGGCCAGAGCUCCUGACAGUGUUCAAGUCGCCUCCGCUGGGGAGGAUUGGCGAUCGAGCGGAUCUGAAGGGUGUGGUGGGAUACCUCCUCAGCGAUGCGGCAGCUUAUACCACCGGCGCGGACGUGCUUGUGACUGGUGGCGUACAUGCAGGUCUGCUAUAG
Molecule: messenger RNA, 765 nt
Organism: Cladophialophora carrionii CBS 160.54
Lineage: Eukaryota; Fungi; Ascomycota; Eurotiomycetes; Chaetothyriales; Herpotrichiellaceae
Exons: 5
Coding region: 1-765 (254 amino acids)
Cellular component (GO): intracellular anatomical structure
Molecular function (GO): oxidoreductase activity, acting on NAD(P)H, oxygen as acceptor
Source: RefSeq, a predicted model, not a curated record